Striga asiatica is the source of this 1831-nucleotide messenger RNA. The record is from the annotation of a GenBank genome assembly. NCBI's taxonomy places the organism in Eukaryota, Viridiplantae, Streptophyta, Magnoliopsida, Lamiales, Orobanchaceae.
CCAAUCCCUAAUAGUACCAAAUUGGAGCAAAACACUCCACAAACUCCCUUGCCAAAAAUCCUUCAAAUUUAUAAGUGAAAAUCACCAGUUUAGUAUAAUUUGCAGAACGAGAAUGCUUGAAUUUUAUAAGGGAUAAUGUGAAUUGGGAAAGCUGUUUUUGGGCUGGGUUUCAUUUUUUUUUUUCAGAAUUUGUUUCCUUUAUAGAUCUUAAUUAUUAGGGUUUAUAGAUCUAGGGUUUUUUUAUCUGAAUCCGCGAAUUUGUCUCAAUGGCGUUUCCUCUCCCUGUUACUGCUGCCCAGGUGGGGACAUACUUUGUGGGGCAGUACUAUCAGAUGCUACAAAACCAACCAGAGUUUGUGCAUCAGUUUUACAGUGAUGCAAGCACCAUGCUUCGAGUAGAUGGGAAUGUGAGAGAAACUGCAACUUCAAUGCUGCAUAUUCACCAACUUGUAACGGCGCUUAAUUAUACGGGGAUAGAAAUUAAGACUGCACAUUCUUUAGAAUCCUGGAGUGGUGGAGUCCUGGUGAUGGUUUUGGGUUCUGUGUGUGCAAAGAAUUUCAACGGGAGGAAAAAAUUCUCUGAAACUUUUUUCCUUGCUCCUCAAGAAAAGGGGUACUUUGUUCUGAAUGAUGUUUUCCUUUAUGUUGACGAAGACCAAAUUCUGCCGCACCAGAUUGUUUAUUUACCUCAGAGCAAUAUUGAUGCCAAGAUCAAUUCUUCAGCUAUAACUCGAGAACAAGCUAACAGCUACAUGCGAGGAGGAGAUAUUCAAUCUCAAGAGUUUAUAUCCCCUUCUAAAGUUCAAGAGAAUGUUCCCGUCAAUAAUUAUGACUAUCCUGAAGAACAUCUCAAGCAGGUGCCUGAAAAGGAAAUCAUUACGGAUGAUGAUUUUGCUGUCCGUUCAAACGGCUCUCUUCAGGGAACCCUCAACCAGAAUCCUGAACCUCUGUCGUCCCCAGUAGAGGAACCCAUUGUCGAGACUCAAAAGCAUACAUAUGCGUCCAUAGUUGCUAAAGGUCAAAAUGCGCAUAACAAGAUUGCUAAUGUGGAGAGCCCUCACGUGCAUGAAAACCCUAGCCAACCGCCUGUUAUACCGCCAAGCCAGGUUGAGAAUUCACAAGUGGAGACUCCAGAAGAACCUUUUGUUGUUGAGGAUGAGGGUGAAGUUGAGGUGAAGUCGGUAUAUGUGAGAAAUGUCCCAACGAAGAUGUCUGCUUCUGAGAUUGCAGAGGUGUUCAAGAAGUUUGGUAAGCUCAAGCAAGAUGGUGUAGCCAUUAGAACUCGGAAGAUAAUUACUGAAGCCUUAAUGCCAUCUAAUAUGCAGGAUAUAGAUAUAUGCUACGCAUUCGUCGAAUUUGAAGACAUCGUGGGGGUGCAAAAUGCGAUUAAGGCAUCCACCGUUCAGAUUGGUGCACAUCAGCUCUACAUUGAAGAGCGGAGGCCCAACAGACACACCACUCUUCGUGGAGGAAGAGGCAAAGGUGGUGUUAAAGGAAGGUUUGGGUACCACACGGGAGGUCGUUUUGUGGGCCGUGGUUUUGGAAGGGGGCCCAAUCACGAUUCGUACGAACGUGAUUAUUACUAUAACCGGUCAAGAGGGAAUGGGUACUAUAGGCAGGCCCAUAGACAAGAGAGGGCUUACAAUGCUAGCGACAUUCAACAAGGUUACGAGGAAUGAACGUACUUGUUAAAAUCGGGAAAGGAUGUGAUGUGUUAGAACUCAUGAGUUGGCUGCUGCAUUUUUCUCUCUUUCUUUUUUGGUUAUUUUACAAAUCAGAUGAUUGAUUGGGAUUAGUGCUNGGCAACUUGUGAAAAUCCAUUUGUAUAGAU